AUCCACAUUCCAGAGUGAUCCUGAGGACCAAGAGCUCCUUCGACCCUCUCAGCAGCUACAUCAACGCCAACUACAUUAGGGGUUACCUAGGCGAUGAGAAGCCUACAUCGCCACCCAGGGUCCAUGAUCACACAGUGAAUGAUUUCUGGCAGAUGGCCUGGCAGGAAGACUGUCCUGUCAUCAUCAUGAUCACCAAGCUCAGGGAGAAGAACGAGAAAUGUGUUCUGUACUGGCCAGGGCGUGGUAUCUACGGCAAGGUGGAGGUGCUCAUUAACAACGUGACCGAGUGUGACAACUACACCUGUCGUUCCCUCACCCUGAAGCAAGGGGCCCAGAGUCGUGUGGUGAAGCACUACUGGUACACAUCAUGGCCGGACCAUAAGACCCCAGACAGCGCCCAGCCCCUGCUCCAGCUGAUGAGAGACGUGGAGAAGGAACAGGACAGCUCCCCGUCGCAGGGCCCGUCAUCGUACACUGCAGCGCGGGGAUGGGCCGAACGGGCUGCUUCAUCGCAACGACGAUAGGCUGUCGUAGUUGGAGCUGGAGGGAGUGGUGGUAUGU
Molecule: messenger RNA, 561 nt
Organism: Salvelinus sp. IW2-2015
Lineage: Eukaryota; Metazoa; Chordata; Actinopteri; Salmoniformes; Salmonidae
Product: receptor-type tyrosine-protein phosphatase R-like
Biological process (GO): signal transduction; peptidyl-tyrosine dephosphorylation
Cellular component (GO): cytosol; cell junction; plasma membrane
Molecular function (GO): protein tyrosine phosphatase activity; protein kinase binding
Source: RefSeq, a predicted model, not a curated record